AUGCCGUGUUGGCUCGGUCCUGGUGCCCGCUCUCAAGUUCGCCAGGCUUUUCACGGUGGGUGUCACGGCUGCGAGCCCAGGGCGCUUGCACCCGGUCCAGCCGAACCCCUUCGGGAAAGGGCAGCGCGUCCCGACCGAGGCGGACUGCCGAAACGGAAGCUGGGCACGGGGCAGCGCUCUGCGCGGCCUCUCGGCGGUCUGUGGCCUCCGCAGAGCGACGACUCGGACGUGUGGGACGACACGGCCCUCAUCAAGGCGUACGACAAGGCGGUGGCCUCCUUCAAGAACGCUUUAAAGAAUGGAGAGUGUUCAGAGCCUUCGGACAAACAGGAGCAGCGCCUGGGGAUGAAGAGAAAAAACAAUAAAAAGAACAGAAAUAGAAAGAAGAGCAACACAGUGCCUUUGAAACAGUGGAAGGUUGGUGACAGCUGUAACGCUGUUUGGUCUGAGGAUGGUAAUGUGUACCUAGCAACUAUUGCCUCCAUCAAUCAGAAGAAAGGCACAUGUGUUGUUACUUACACGGGAUAUGGAAAUCAGGAGGAGCAGAACCUGUCUGAUCUAUUUCCUCCAGCCAGCGAUGAAACAAAUGAAAAUGAGACUCCAUAUUCAACAGAUGAAAGUGAAAAAUCUUCCCAGUCACCUCAAAACAAAAACAACUGCACAAAAGCAAGAUUCUCCCCUCAAAACUUACGUUUUCCCACACCACCAGCAGCCCCAGGCCUGGGAAGGCCUGGAUCAAAAUUCAGGGCACCUCCAUCAUUUUUAUCUUGCUGGCCUCCACCCUUCCUAGCCGGACCACCGUUGAUUCCUCCUCCACCACCUAUGAGGCCAGACUCUCCUGAGGAUGAUGAAGCAUUGGGGAGCAUGUUAAUAGCCUGGUACAUGAGUGGUUAUCACACUGGGUAUUACCUGGGUUUAAAACAAAGUCGAAUGGAAGCAGCACUGGAGAGAGAAACACAUGCAAAAUAACUGAAUAUCCAUGACUGUUUUGAAGGAUUCCAGGUACAAAUCUUUCCCACUGAGAGGUGUAUAUCACUUAUGCACUGAUGGUUGAUGGUGAAGAUGAGAAUUUUAUCAAGACAGUUAAUAUUAACAUUUUCUUAACAUUGAGCUGUCCCUGAUAACAAGUAAACAAAUAACUUAAGACUAGUAAUUAUAUGUGCAUUGAAAUGAGCUAUUUCUUAAAGACCUCUAGUCAAAUGUAUUUAGAAAGCACUGUGGCAAUAAAAUAUUUUUUACUUCCCUGAAACAACUUUAAGUCUUUUUAGCACAUGAUAGAUUUAAGUCUUUUAACCCCACAUGAUAGAUUUCAUCUCUCAUUUUAACACCUCUUGUAUUCCUCAGACUUUUUAUCUGAAUGACAACACCAGAACUAGCGAUUACAGUUAUUCUUUUAGGAGACAGCUAUGGCAGCAAUGUAUGUUACAGUGGCCACUGGUGGCAAUGGCCUGGAAAACGGUAUACUAUCAUUUUAAAAGAGGUAUCUUAUGGGUCUGAUUAGAAUCCUGAAUAUGACAGCUGGAUUCGGAAAGGCUCGGUUUUUGUUUCAAAUGCUUGUUAAUAAAGUUCUACUUUUCAAACUUUG
Pygoscelis adeliae (Adelie penguin) is the source of this 1585-nucleotide messenger RNA. Its product is annotated as survival motor neuron protein-like. The record is from RefSeq and is a predicted model, not a curated record. Gene Ontology annotation, biological process: mRNA processing. The coding region runs from base 1 to 969 and encodes 322 amino acids. The transcript has 10 exons. NCBI's taxonomy places the organism in Eukaryota, Metazoa, Chordata, Aves, Sphenisciformes, Spheniscidae. Gene Ontology annotation, cellular component: nucleus; cytoplasm. Gene Ontology annotation, molecular function: RNA binding.